Molecule: messenger RNA, 426 nt
Organism: Centruroides sculpturatus (bark scorpion)
Lineage: Eukaryota; Metazoa; Arthropoda; Arachnida; Scorpiones; Buthidae
Product: putative fatty acid elongation protein 4
Exons: 2
Coding region: 1-426 (141 amino acids)
Biological process (GO): fatty acid elongation, monounsaturated fatty acid; fatty acid elongation, polyunsaturated fatty acid; fatty acid elongation, saturated fatty acid
Cellular component (GO): endoplasmic reticulum membrane
Molecular function (GO): fatty acid elongase activity
Source: RefSeq, a predicted model, not a curated record
AUGAAUUGCUUUAUCGACAUUUCUCAACAACGGAAAAAAAACAACGUCACGAUUGCAGUUGAACCGUUUUAUUUCGAAAGAACCUUUACUCUUGAUUAUGUCAGAUAUUUCUUUGAAAAUUAUUGGCAUUAUUCCAUUUACAUGUCCAUCAUCUACUUGACGACCAUCGUGAUCCUUCAGCAUCAAAUGAAAGGUCGACCUCCUUAUAACUUGAAGGUGACCUUUACGAUUUGGAAUGGGCUUCUGGCAAUUUAUAGCAUCUGCAGCAUUUUAAGAGGAAUUCCAGUUUUGUACGAAGAAUUUAAGAGAUUAACAUUUUAUGAAACUGUAUGCGAUAAGAAAUUGAUAGAAUAUACACCAGUGAACUUAUUCUGGUUAACAAUAUUUGUAUUUUCUAGAGUUUGGGAAUUCGGAGACACAAUUUGA